Messenger RNA from Stomoxys calcitrans (stable fly), 1787 nucleotides. RefSeq names its product E3 ubiquitin-protein ligase trul-1. The record is from RefSeq and is a predicted model, not a curated record. Bases 452 to 1501 code for a protein of 349 amino acids. Lineage: Eukaryota; Metazoa; Arthropoda; Insecta; Diptera; Muscidae. The transcript is spliced from 2 exons.
GAUGAAGACGGGAUUCUUUACGAAAAUGCCAGAGCAAAUUUUCAAACAAAACGUGGCAUCACUGUUUUGAAGUGCAAUCUGGGAUUAUUGUCUUUGUUAUCAGCUUUGUUGCAUUUGAAGAGAUUGAGAGUUAUCAAUUGUGUAAAAUAAAUAAAUAAAUAAUUAAAUGACUUUGCAUUUAGAAUUCGUCUGAAGCGGACGCUUCGGGAUUCGAUGCUUAGUCAUCGUUAUACACAGUACAGUUAUAACUGUACAUUGGUUUUAAUUCUGUAUUUUUAAUACACGUGUUUUAAUUUACAGUUGGUGGGGACACCAACUUCGGAAGUACAACCUGGCAUAUAGAGUCGUACUCUGCCAUUUCGAUUAAAGUCCAAAAAAAAAAAAAAAUAAUUAAACUCUUCAAAUUACCACAUUUUUGUGGCUUAACAUUCCAACGAAUUUAGUAACUACUAUGGCUUCCUCGGGUCUGACUUGUCCCAUAUGUGUGGAUUCUUACAGUGAUCCAAAUGACAUAUGCAGUACAAUAUGUGGUCAUAUAUUUCAUCAUUCUUGCCUAGUGCAAUGGCAAGAGCAAUCCAAUACUUGUCCCAUGUGUAAUCGCAGUAACCCGGCGCCACAUCGCCUUUUCAUCGAUCUUAAGGCAGAAAGUGAUACCACCAGGCCUGUUAAUAAUGGAGCAUCAAAUGAAGAGCACAAAGUGAUUAUAAAAGGUAUUCGGGAUCUUCAAAUUGAAACAUCUUUACCUGCUGUUGUACUCCAAUUAAUUGGGAUUAUGCAAGUACAUAUACGUGAGCCCGAUAUUGGCAAUAUAUCUAAAGUAGGUGAUGUUCUAUACGUUUCCUUUAAAAGCUCCAGCCAUAAGGAUGCAUUUCUGGCCAAUAAAUUUAAGCUUAAGAAAAUGCCAAGAACUUCGUCAAUUGUUAUACACGAAGUCGUUGAUUCUGAAGUAAAAUCUCUGUUCCAAUACAGCCAUAAAUUAAAGGAGCAUUGUGGCUUUCGGGUAUUCUAUAUAAAAGAUAAACAAGUUUAUGUGCGAAAAGACAAGGAUAGCCCUGCAAUAAAUAUAUUGUCAAAAAAGCAUGUAGACGAUUUAUGUGCCAAAUUUAGAAAUGUAACGCAACCCAUGCCAUCCACAAGUUCUGAGCAAAGUGGGCUGCGUGCACGCCGAAACCAAAACCAAAAUGUGGCACAUGCUGCCAACAACUCGGCAAAUACUGUCUCCAAUGACAUUGACAACGAAUGGAAUAUAGGUGAGGCUAUGACUCGAGCAUUUCUUCAAAGUGCUGGUUACCAUGAAGGUAGUAGCAGUGAUGACGAAUGGAGAGAAGUUUUAGCCAUCCACCACCAAGUUCAACAAAUGAUGCCAAACAGCGAACCACCACUAGUCAUCAAUGGAGAUAGUUCGAGUUGGCAAACCAUUAGUACAGAUGACGAACGUUCCUCAUGUUGGACUGGAUUCAAAAAUAUGCUCAAUAAAUUAUGUAGCUGCAGAGGAAAUUAACCGUGCCAAAACCCGCUCCAUGGCCGUUCCUCCUAAGCAAGUCUAGGGCUAAAACAAAAAUCACACUUUGCCUUUUAUAUACAUAGCAAGACUGCCGCAUAGUUUAGUAUGAAAAAAAAAAAUACAGAAAACACAUCGUAUUGAAUGACCCAGUGUCACAAACUAUAUACUAUUUGUUUAUUGACCGGAAACAUAAGUUUAUCCAUUUUAAAAUAUAUACACUAGUUAUAGUUUUAUAUAACCAUGCCAUUUACAAGCUUAUGGCAUUCUGUUAUACCAAAUAAAA